This is a messenger RNA of Sphaeramia orbicularis (orbiculate cardinalfish), 3142 nucleotides long. Its product is annotated as cytoplasmic polyadenylation element-binding protein 1. Gene Ontology annotation, molecular function: mRNA regulatory element binding translation repressor activity; translation factor activity, RNA binding; mRNA 3'-UTR binding. The transcript is spliced from 11 exons. Gene Ontology annotation, biological process: negative regulation of cytoplasmic translation. Bases 268 to 1833 code for a protein of 521 amino acids. The record is from RefSeq and is a predicted model, not a curated record. Lineage: Eukaryota; Metazoa; Chordata; Actinopteri; Kurtiformes; Apogonidae. Gene Ontology annotation, cellular component: cytoplasm; synapse; neuron projection.
UCACUGAGGAAACAAGGCUAGACACAGUGUAAGCAGCAGCGGCAGGAGCAACGGCUGUCUUCCUCUAACUCAGACGUGCUGUGCCUACUAGAGAGGGAGUCCUUCUAUCAACAAGCCAAUAGCUCCGACAGGAAUUUUUCAUUACACAGUUGUUAGGCAAGAAGGCAGGGAGGUGGGGGAAAGCUGAUGUCAUUAGCAGGGGUGUGCGAGUGCAUCAGCAGCCAUGUCACAUGCUGCUAGGUGGGUCAGUGAUGCGGACGGAGAUGCAUGGCAGUUGCACCGGGCACAGAGGCAGCAGAGGCAGAGCUGGCUGCAGUGGGCAGCAGGAGGAUGCUCUUCCCCAACUGUGGUGGCAUGCCUGAGUCCCAGGAUCUGCCAUCAUCCAGGGGCCAACAAAGUGUCACAGACCUGGGACUGGGCCUCCAGUCGCUUCGUUUGUCUGGCUGGGACAGACCCUGGAGCAACCAGGACACCGAUUCACACUCUUCUCCAUCCCAGGUCCAGACCAGCUCGCCCUCCAUGCUAGGUAUACUGAACAGCCCCUUCAGUAGCAUCCUUGGGAAGCCCCCAGGCUACCUGCCCCCUGAGUCCAUGAGCAUGACUGCUGACUUCCUGGAGAAGUUCCCCCGCACAGCGACUAGACUGGACUCCCAGUCUUUCCUGGACUCGCGCUCCAGCAGUCCUGAAGACUCGGAAACCAGUGGCUUCAGCUCUGGCUCGGACCACAUCUGUGACAUGCUGUCCACUCUGCGGAUCUCCCCUCCCCUGCCUUAUCUCACGUCAAACAUGCAGAAGGACAUGUUCCGACUGGGCUCCCGUCUGGACCCUCAGGACACCACCUCUCCUCUGACGCCUCCACCCAGUGCCAGCCCUGCCUCUGCGAUCACCCGUCGCUGGCGUUCUGGUUCUCCAUGGCCCGGUGCAGAUGUGCUCGACCAGUCGGAUGCAUUCAGCAUUGAAAGAGAGGCCCGUCUGCACCGGCAGGCUGCAGCUGUGAAUGAAGCCACAUUCACCUGGAGUGGUCAGCUCCCCCCCAGGAACAACAAGGAUCCCCUAUACUCCUGCAAGGUGUUUCUUGGCGGCGUGCCCUGGGAUAUUACUGAGGCUGGUCUGAUCAACACCUUCAGCGGUUAUGGCCCUCUGACUGUGGAGUGGCCAGGUAAGGAUGGAAAACACCCCCGCUGCCCCCCCAAAGGUAAUGUGGCCAAAGGUUAUGUUUACCUGGUGUUUGAGAAUGAGAAGUCAGUGAGGGCGUUGCUCCGUGCCUGCUCUCAGGACCCCUUUCACCCAGAGGAUAACCGAGAGUACUACUUCAAGAUGUCCAGUCGCAGAAUGCGAUGCAAGGAUGUGCAGGUAAUUCCAUGGGUGAUCUCUGACAGUAACUACGUUCGCUGCCCUGCCCAACGUCUGGACCCCAGCAAGACGGUGUUUGUGGGAGCGUUGCAUGGCAUGCUCAACGCUGAGGCUCUGGCUAGCAUCAUGAAUGACCUGUUUGGAGGUGUUAUGUAUGCUGGCAUUGACACCGACAAACACAAGUACCCCAUAGGCUCUGGACGUGUCACAUUCAACAAUCAGCACAGUUAUUUGAAGGCUGUGUGUGCCGCGUUUGUGGAGAUCAAAACCCCCAAGUUUACAAAAAAGGUCCAGAUCGACCCCUACCUGGAAGACUCAAUGUGUCAAGUUUGCCUUCGCCAACCUGGACCUUUCUUCUGCAGAGACCAGGCCUGCUUCAAGUAUUACUGCCGCUCCUGCUGGCACUGGCAACACUCCAUGGACAUCCUGAGCAACCACCGGCCCCUCAUGCGCAACCAGAAGAACAGAGAUUCGAGCUAGAGCUGAGGCAUCCGGACCUGCAGAAGGGCCAGAGGAGGAGCCCCAGCGUACGGGGCCACGCUGCCCGCCAAGGAGAGCACGAGUGCCAGACGUCCCUCAGUCUGAGGGCACCAUGGCACUGCACCAGGCACUGGGAUAUCACUGUAGAAAAUGUUCACUUUUUGCACUUGCUACAUUUUUGCUGUUCAGUGGCACUAUGCACAGUGACCUUGUUGGGAGAGACAAGGGGCCCUUCACACUUAUGCAUUUUCCCAGACUUGUGGCCAGACAGAAAGAUGGGAGUCAGCCUAAAGUUGAGUGGAUGAAAAUGCCUUUUCUUUUUUUUGUUUACAUGUGUUGCAUAGUGAAGAGCAAUCACGCAAGUCUCAUUGCCGUUCAUUGGCAAAUGCCAUACAGUGCCUUUACAUUUUUAUUUUCCCCUUCCCCGCCUCAGUUGGCAUCACUUAGGUUUUUUUUCUCCGUGCAAGCCAACUGGUGUUUCUUACUUUUGGGAGUUGAAUGUUGGGCUUCAUUUAACCAGUCGCAUUUCAGACAUUUUUACGCAGUUUUAUACUAAUUUGUACACAAACGGUUUUAAGUCAUGACAUGAAAAUUUUGAACAGAAUUCUACCAGGCGGCUGUUUAUGGGAAAACCCCCUUUUAGUUUCCUUUGACUCAUUCAUUGGUUUUCUGUGGCCAUUUACUUUUUAAUUUGCCCUCUCAAACUUCAGCUGAAUGGGCACAAAGUGUUGGAAGUACUACUUUAACUUUGUUGGUCCAGUUAUAUUAAGUGUGUAACAAUAGUACUGGAUACACUACAACUGGUUAUCAUCAUUUUAAAAUCAACUGUUGGAUCUUGUUGAGACUAGAGUGAAUCAAUGUUUAGAUUGUACAUAGUUAGAUUUUUUGCACUUUUUAAUUUGCACUUGUGGAGAGGUGGCAGUGGUUUUUAAUCACUUUUGUACAUCAGCAGGGGGACAUGCCUACGUUAGAACUGCUGCUUGUUUCCUGUUGAAUGUAAGAACUUCCACUUUGCUGAUAAAUUAAUCUAUCCAGAGCUUGAGUAGACCCCACUACACGAUUCCACGCUUUCUUACCCCGUUUUGCCUUCCUGUUCCGGUUGGACAUUAAUGCAUAAUAUAAUAAGCUGUGUGCCAAAGACAAAAUGUCUUCUUUAUCCAUUUGGUUUGUCAUGCUGAGCUUGUUGUCCCUUAGCCCAGCUGCUUUUUAGAGUUUUGAAAGUCUACCUCAUCGUGGUCUGCCAAGUUUGCUGCUACUUACAGUUGUGGAGUAUGUUCUGAUUGGGCACAAUAAAGGUGUUUAAGCAUUA